This is a messenger RNA of Meloidogyne enterolobii, 597 nucleotides long. The record is from the annotation of a GenBank genome assembly. NCBI's taxonomy places the organism in Eukaryota, Metazoa, Nematoda, Chromadorea, Rhabditida, Meloidogynidae.
UCCCCCCUCCCCCCAAAAAUGUCCAAAAUAUUUUUCUCCCUUUUUUUAUUUGUUUCCUUUUUUGCUUUAACAAUUUCCUUUGGAUUUGGCGGCCCAAAAGGCAAUAUCCUUAAAUUACUACCUCCUUUUAUUGGAAAUAUUACUCGAGAACAAAUUAGAGAAUAUAAUGAAAUUGUGGGAAAUAUAACUGCGACAAAGGCGCAGAUUAAAAGUGAAUUGCAGAAUUGGGCACAGAAUAAUGGAAUUUUGCAACCCUACAAUAACUUCACUUCACAAUUGCAACGAGAUGCUGAACAAUUCCAUGACAGAGUUGUCCAAAACCUGACAGGGGGAGCCUUGACGUUAUUUAACCAAAUUUGGAGUAUUCGUCAGGAUGAUACCAUAACUCGUUUGGCCGAAUGUCAACAAAUUAAAAACGCCUAUAAGCAAGCCUCCCCCGAAGUUCGUCAACAAGUGCCGUUUAUUCUUCCUUCAAUUUUGGGCCCACCUCCGCGUGGAUGUUGCUUUCCCCGUCCUUCUUCUCAUUCUAGCAGCAGCGAACAACAACCAACAGACAACACUCUGGAUGAUCAAGAACAGGAUAAUGAAGAUAAUUGA